Cladocopium goreaui is the source of this 1652-nucleotide messenger RNA. The record is from the annotation of a GenBank genome assembly. Lineage: Eukaryota; Dinophyceae; Suessiales; Symbiodiniaceae.
AUGUUCGGUGCAGGUGCAGUGCAGAAAUGGAUGUGUGAUGUGACAGAGAAUGCCAAUGUUGUGGGGCCUGCCGCAACGUAUGCUCUGGUUACGGUGAUCUUCUACUCAACAGGCGCCUUGGAUCAACCCAUGUGCUUGCCAGCUGAUUUCGUCAAAUCCAAUGCUACUGACCACGACGACCACGACGACCACCACCGGCGUCUUGCCGGGGGAGGAGGGAACUCAUAUUCUCCUAGCGACUACAGUGCGAAGUGCAGUUUGGAAGCCAUUUUGAAGGGAUGGGGAGUUCCGACGGCGACGGACAUUUCCUUGGCUUGGAUGUUCGCAAUUUUGAUCUUCGGCCCUGGACAUGCUGCCAUCAACUUCCUGUUGUUGCUGGCCAUUCUGGAUGAUGCGCUGGGAAUGAUAAUCAUUGCUGUGUUCUAUCCAGAUCCUGAUAAACCAGUUGAGCCCAUUUGGCUUCUGCUGGUGCUUGCAGCAAUGGUUGUAGCAUUCGGGCUGCGUAAGCUGAAAGUGAGCCGUUGGCAGGCAUAUAUCUUGAUUUCUGCGCCGCUGUCAUGGGCAGGGCUCUUCAAAGCCCAUGUGCACCCUGCCCUGUCGCUGGUUUUCGUGGUGCCAUUUAUGCCAGCAACUCAUGCCAUCGCUCCCAAAGGGCCACGAGAUCUAGGACUUGUCGACACCAUUUCUGAAACUAGCUCCAGAGAACUUGUUCAUACACAAUCUCGGAGGAGUUCUGCGUCCAGAAGAACUUCAGUUUCCUCAGCUCUGGAGGAGGUUGCCAUCAUUGCGAGCAAAAGUUUCAAAAACAUGUUCUACAACGAGGAGAAUGCUCCUCUACAUGUCUUUGAGCAUACGUUGAAGGUGUUGGUUGACUUCGGCAUGUUCUUCUUUGGCCUGCUCAAUGCAGGAGUUAAGCUCAACUCGAUCGGCGGUGUCACUGCCUGUGUUGGCAUUGCGCUCCUGGUUGGCAAGAUUGUCGGCAUAGCAGGGAUGAGCCUCCUUGGUCACUGUAUAGGUGCACCUUUGCCAAAAGGUCUGAGCAUACCUGAUUUGGUGGCCACCGCAGCCCUGGGUGGCAUUGGCCUCACUGUCGCACUCUUCGUGGCAAACGAAGCGUUCGUUCAGCCAGAGAUGCGUGGUCAGGCGAAGAUGGGCGCUGUCUUGUCCAUUGCUUGUGGGUUGAUCGCCUUUCUCGUCAACCGCAUAUUUGCCAAAGGCAAAGAUGCGGAGGAGGUGCAGACACCAAUCAUAGGUAUCACUGUGAGACAUGUUGAUACCGAUGACAGUCAAGCUUUUGGACGCCUCUUUGACGUGGGUGCGAGCGAGGAUGUCCAGAGCUUUCCGACGAAGCCGGAAGCAUCUGAAGACUCAAGCAACACCAGGCCAGAAAGUCCCACAAUCGAACAUGCAACCGCAAUGGCAGUCGAACCUGCAGGUCUACCCAAUUGCGUUGAUGAUGAGACCGCUUCACAAGACCUUGGAAAGGUUCUGGCAUGACGCGCCGGGGAUUUGCAGCUGUCGAAAUGGAACAUUGCAAAACUGUUCCGAAGUCGAUGGAAAGUGGGAAAUCAAGAAUGAUAUGUCGCGUUUCACAACAGCCGGUGCAGCGCAUCAGAACUUGGAAUGGAUCCGUGAACUCGUAGGCUCCGAGC